Messenger RNA from Chiloscyllium plagiosum (whitespotted bambooshark), 777 nucleotides. The record is from RefSeq and is a predicted model, not a curated record. Lineage: Eukaryota; Metazoa; Chordata; Chondrichthyes; Orectolobiformes; Hemiscylliidae.
CUCUCCCUUAAUCCAGUUUCACAGCUACCUGCAGACUAGCAGCCUGUUGGCUAGUGAUGGGAAUCUAAUGGACGCAGAACGUGUCCACUUCUGCCAGGAGAUUCUGGAUCUGGCUCAGCGGCAAGCUAAUGGGCAAGAUGACUGGUUGGUGCUGCCCAUGGAUGGCUUUGUCCAACUGAAGAGGUUAUGCUUCAAUCCAGCAUGUGCUGUGGUGCAUGUCGGAGGGUACCUGGACAUUGAGCUGACUGUGAACAGCCUCAUGCCUCUCCCCAUGCACCUAGAUCAACUCUCCAUUCACCUGCACCUCACUGUGAGCAAAGACCCAUUCAAGAGAAGCAGCGAGUUUGGGAGCCGCAAUCGGAAUAUGAGUGGGAUCUUCCUGUUCCCAAGUGAGCCCAGUGGCCACGCCUUCCCCCGGAACAACCAGCCUUCCGUGGAGCUGUAUGAGCUUUAUGACCGGAGCCUGUCAGACAGCUCACUCAACUCCAGCGGCAUUAUCUGCAAGAACAUGCACCUACUGCUGCGGAGGCAGGAGAGCAGCAGCUCCCUCGAGCGACCCUCGGAACUGCCUCUGGACGAUUCUGCACACUCCUUACGCACCACCAAUAUCCUGCUGCAGCCAGGAGCCAACAUCAUACACUUCAGCACUCAGGCCAGUGCUUUUCCACCCCGCUGACUACAAUUCUGCAUUGCUCUUUGUAUAACCUGGUUAGGGAGGAGCUGGGCUGGGGGCCGCUGGCUGUGGAGGAGAUAGCUAGGGGAAAGAGAGACAAAGAG